AUGGCUACAGAUCCACCUCAACCUCCAUUAGCUCCUAACCCUUCUUGGUUUACUCCCAAAAGGUUACUUGUUAUCUUUUGUAUUAUAAACUUACUAAAUUAUGUGGAUCGGGGGGCAAUAGCAAGCAAUGGCGUUAAUGGGAGCUUGCAGACUUGCACAAAAGGUGGUGCAUGCUCAUCUGGUAGUGGAAUUCAGGGUGAUUUUAACCUGAGUAAUUUUGAGGAUGGGGUUUUAUCAUCUGCUUUCAUGGUUGGACUCCUCGUGUCCUCUCCAAUUUUUGCAUCGUUAGCCAAGAGUGUCAAUCCUUUUAGGCUAAUUGGAGUCGGUUUGUCUGUCUGGACCUUUGCCACUGCUGGUUGUGGUUUUUCAUUUAAUUUUUGGACCAUCACAAUUUUUCGCAUGCUAGUGGGUGUUGGUGAGGCUUCUUUCAUAAGUCUUGCAGCUCCAUUCAUCGAUGAUAAUGCCCCAGUUGCACAGAAAACGGCAUGGCUAGGUGCGUUUUACAUGUGUAUACCGUCUGGUAUUGCAGUUGGCUAUGUUUAUGGUGGAUUGGUUGGUCAAUUCAACUGGCGUAUCGCAUUCUGGGGGGAGGCAAUUUUGAUGCUCCCUUUUGCUAUAUUAGGCUUUGUGAUGAAACCUUUGCAGUUGAAAGGUUUCUCUCCUGCUGGAUCCAAAAAAGCAUCAAUAUUGCCGGAUGGCUCGGAAGAUCAGGAUUCAAUUGGUGAGGAUGGCGAACUGUUCACAAGAGAAGCAGCAGAUCAAAGUUCAGGACCUUUUGGGUUAACAGUUGCUUGGAAUGCAAGUGUUUGGACGAGAUUUUGGGAAGACAUGAAAAUUCUGUUGCUGGAUCAGGUUUAUGUUGUGAAUGUUCUUGGUUACAUAGCAUAUAAUUUUGUCAUAGGUGCGUAUUCCUAUUGGGGACCCAAGGCUGGUUAUAAUAUAUAUCACAUGAGUAAUGCAGAUAUUAUGUUUGGAGGUGUUACAGUAGUUUGUGGAAUAUUUGGAACGCUAGCAGGUGGUUUUGUCCUUGAUCUUAUGACUUCCACAAUAUCUAAUGCUUUUAAGCUUCUAUCAUUUGCAACAUUAUUUGGUGCAAUAUUUUGCUUUGCUUCCUUUUGCUUUAAGAGCCUAUAUGCUUUCUUGGCUCUUUUCUCAAUAGGAGAGAUGCUGGUAUUUGCCACUCAGGCUCCUGUAAAUUUUGUGUGCCUACAUACUGUCAAGCCUAGUUUGAGACCACUAUCUAUGGCUAUGUCAACCGUUUCAAUUCACAUUUUUGGUGACGUGCCUUCUUCUCCUCUUGUCGGGCUUAUUCAGGAUCGUAUUAACAAUUGGAGGGUAACCGCUCUUAUUCUAACAUCCAUUCUGUUUCUGGCAGCUGGAAUAUGGUUUAUAGGAGUGUUUCUUCACAGUGAAGACAAGUUUAACGAAGACAGCAAUCAUCCUGUUCCUACAGUUGGUAAGUCGGACACAACUCCAUUGCUUGAAGAGAAUAGAACAACAGCAGAGAUGGCAUGA
Fraxinus pennsylvanica is the source of this 1515-nucleotide messenger RNA. NCBI's taxonomy places the organism in Eukaryota, Viridiplantae, Streptophyta, Magnoliopsida, Lamiales, Oleaceae. The record is from the annotation of a GenBank genome assembly.